UAUCGCUUGCGGUGACACACUGACACAUCUUUGACGGGUCUCGAGCUCUCGAUACUGUCAUGUAGGGGGCCGGCGUCCAGUUGUUAGCCACUGUUUGUAAACAUCAGAAUUAGCCGAUCGUGAGAGGUGGACGUUGGAGCUAACUGGUGGCCAGCUAAAGGAACAUGACCUGCUGUGGUGGUAGUGAUGAUGAAGUCAACACUAGGACUACAGUACCAACAAGAAAAGAAGGCUGUACAGAUGUGCUAUGGCUCGCUGUGUACGUUGCCUUUUGGUUUAUUCUGGUGUUCAUAGCUGCGUUUGCUAUUGUCUAUGGCAACCCUCUGAGAUUAGUAAAUGGAUAUGACAGCUUUGGAAACACCUGUGGGUCUCGGAACAAUGAGAAAAUUGGAAAUCUCUCACUUUCAGGUCUGGACACGACUAACAAAAGGUUUUUGUUUUAUUUGAACAUGAAGGAUAUCAAGCAUUCAUUGAAAGUAUGUGUUGAAAAAUGCCCUGAUCGCAAUUUGGAAACUCAGAAUGAUAUUAAGGAUUUCUACAUCAAGACUGGCUCUCUGUUGUGCAGGUAUGAUUUUAAAUUUAAUGGCUGGACUGGUUCAAAUGAUCCUGCUUUAGGGCAAAUAGAUCUUGGGAAGCAUAUUAACUCCCAUUUAGGACCAUGCCCACCUCUACCUGUGUACGCCAGUGAUCCUGUUUUAAACAGAUGUAUACCUCGCCCAGUAAAAGACAUACUUGUGCAAAUCAUCAGCAGUCUUUAUGAUGUGUUAAACAGCUGGGAUGCAGUAGAAAAGGUGUUGGGUGAUUUGUACAUGACAUGGCGAGAGAUACUUGCACUUUCGUUUCUUGCUUUUGUUCUGUCACUGAUAAUGGUGUCAUUCCUCCAUCUGCUUGCAUCAAUCGUUGCCUGGAUAUUCAUGAUCUUUGUUAGUAUUGCUUCAGUUGGUGGCACUUGCUUUUUGUGGUACACAUAUGCUCGAAUCCGUAAAGAACUUAAUGCAACUCCGGCAAAUCAAAUUCUUGAGGAAUCUGUUCAGAAUGAGAGUGCAUUCCUUGCAUAUUCAAUCAUUGCCACAAUUAUAACAGUUAUUUUGCUGCUUUUAGUGUGUGCUCUGACAAAGAGAAUAGAGUUUUUGGCCGAUUUAUUUGAAGAGUCGGCACAUUGUUUGCAGAGUAUUCCAGGAUUGUUUCUACAGCCAUUUAUAACGUUCAUUGCACUGUUAGCAUUCUUUGCCUUUUGGGUUACAGUUAUUGUUUGCUUGGCAACAUCAAGCUAUCCUGGUGUAAAGCCAUUUCUGCCAUUUGCUAGUUUUACUGAUGAGAGUGUGAUGAAGAACAAUGACGCAGAGACAACAACAUUAAAACCACGGAAUAAUAUCUCUUUGGCUGGCUUUAAACAAUUUACUUGGGUGGAGUUUGUUGAUCCAAUGUGGGUACGAUAUUUCUGGUGGAUUUACGUUAUUGCUCUUGUCUGGGUUCCUGAAUUCAUUUUGGCUUGCCAGCAAAUGGUCAUUGCUGGUGCAGUAUCACAGUGGUAUUUUAACAGACGCUCAUCAAGAGAUAUUACCCCCGUGAGAACAGCUAUGGAGCGACUUGUGUGCCAACAUUUGGGGUCAGUUGCUAAAGGUUCAUUGCUUGUAACAAUCUUCAAGCUUCCACGUCUCAUACUGAUGUAUCUACAUGCUAAGUUGCAUGCUAACAAGGAAACAUCUAGUGUCGCCCGUUGCUGCCUGAAGUGCUGUAUAUGCUGCUUGUACUGCUUUGAAAAUUGCAUAAGGUUCCUAAACCAGAAUGCCUAUACUGUGGUGGCGAUGGAAGGAGUUAAUUUCUGUGAUGGUGCUCGCAUAGCAUUUACAACACUUGGGAGUAAUGCUCUGAGACUAGUUACUAUAAACAGUGUUGGUGAUUUUAUCCUGUUUUUGGGGAAAUGCUUUGUUACUGCUGUAACAGGAUCUGUUGGUUUGGUUUUCCUGCAGAACAAUGGAAACCUACAUUUCUAUGCUAUACCAACACUGGUUGUAUGCAUAUUUGCCUUCUUUAUAUCACAUUGUGUCCUGUCAUUAUAUGAGGUUGUGAUAGACACUAUGUUCCUUUGUGUUUGUGAGGAUGAGAGGAUAAAUCCUGAAGGUGGCCACUGGCAAACAUCAAGUAUUGCCAGAAGAGAAACUCGCGGAACUGAAUUGCAGCCAAUGGCAACACAAUAAAACCAUUAAUUGAUGCAUGUUUGUUCUAUAUGAGGAAGGAGAGGAUCUGAACAACUUAAUUUUCAGUUACUGUCCUCAAGAACUUUUUGCUGUAGCAAUAAUUCUAUUAUAUAUUAUUCUGCAUUCACCUUUUUGCAGGCAGCAAAUGACUUUUUUAUGGUUUAUCAUAAGAGGUGGAGAAAACUAUUACCUUUUAGGUUGUUGUUAUUUAGUGAUAAAAGUAUCACCAUUUUGUAUAUUGUUGCAACAAAGAUAUUUUUAUGGAGUUAAUGUUUCUGUUGGCAUAUUGGGAGGGGGGGAGGGGGGGGGGAAACAAGUGCUAUAAAUCAUUCAGAGCUCAUGUAAUAAAUAAUUUUUACUCUUUGUGGAAGGUCUGAAUUACUGUAAUAAUUGUUGUAAAAGAAGAGCACCCAUAAACCAAAAUCAGGAAACAAAGGACAGCUUCUUACUGUGUAUAAGGAUCACAACAUAAUUAAAUAAAAACAGAUGUAAACCCUGAAUCUUGAAGUUGUGGGGAUAAAAAUGCUUAAUUUAGUAAUGAAGGGGGACUGAGAAAGGUAAUCGAAUGUUAAAGUUCCCAAAACCCAUACUCAGUGAACACAUUAACAGACAAGAGUGCAAAUAAUGAAGCAGGAAAGCAAGAGAAAAUCCUGGAUAAAACACCAGACAGCAAAUCAGAAGUCUAGAAUCUCAUCUGUUGUCAUAUAUUGUCACUUUUUUGCUCUAUUUAUUGUUUCUUCCUAUGCUGCUCUUUUCUAUUAUUUUUUUCAUACCUUCUGAAGGAACAGUUUCCAGUUCCAAAACUUCAAGAUUCAGUAUUUAUGCAGAAGAAUAAGGCCUCAUUGUGGUAUUUUAUCUUCUUGACUAUUGAAGCAUACCUUGAACAAAUACCAUAAUAGCGCAAGAAGAACAAAAACUGUGGUUUCUAUUCUGAUGGACUUCAUUGUUUUUAGUUUUUUAGUUGGUCAUUUGUGCAAAUGUUAUGAUCUCAGGGUGAUUGAAUGCAUGGAUUAUUUUCUAGCGAGAUACAUGUCCAGUAAAUAUUCCUGGAACUGUACGAGCAAAAUGUAUGUAGUUUAAAAAUUCAAACUGAUGAGCCAGCACAUUUAUAAAACUGUGGAAACAGUGCUCACCAAUACUGUGUAAGAGUUACAUAGUGAGUUCUGGAACUCCAACAAAAGUUGUGAAAUAGCUGUAGCCAUCAUUUCAAAGCCAAUCACAGCUUUUAAUAUGUUGCGUAACAUGAAUAUUCAUGUCUUAUAAGCAAGAGUGUAAAAUAUUUAUUGUACUUUAAUGUUUAUUGCACAUACAGACUUGAUACUCUUGGGUACACCUGGCAUAAAACAAACUUCUAUAUUCAAAGAAAAUGGCAAAAAUUUUAAAAAAUGUCAAGUUUUCAUGCAGCAACAUGUGUUCAGUAGUUCAUAAUAAGACUCACUAUUUACAUAACAAAUGUGCCUUGCACUCAGUCAUUUUUAGGCCUAUAGUUUCAGUUGUAUCUGACUGAAAAAAUUCCUUUCAUAUUUCGUUUUUUUUUCCGAUGGUCGCACUAAAGAGUUGUUUGUGUCAUCUGUUCAUAACAAAUCUUUACUGCUCAUGUUAAUUAACAUAGAUACAGUAUGGCUAAUGAGGUACUCAUCUUUCCCUCACAACGUACAAUGUACAUUAUCAUAUUUUUCUUCAUUUUUCCUUUAGAAUCUACGGCCUGCAGUGCUAAAGUAAAAUUACUAGCAACUGAUUAUCAUAGAAAAAUUUCAAGACAAAAGCUAAUGGUUAUUUUAUACCUUCUUUUCACAGUUAGACUUUGUACACAUACCAAAUAAUUUAGUCUCUGCAUGCCACUAUACAGUGCAUGGCAUAGGAUACUCUGUAUUGGUAUUCAUUUUGGCUUAAUUUCUCAAAGUUCUUGUCACAUGCACUUACUCCCUAUUUUCAAAAUAUCUUUGAAAAUUUGGUGAGAGUGUCUGAUGCAUAGAAACAUGCAACAGGAAAUAAUAUUUGCACUAUCUUUUGAGCUCUUGCUCUUUCCCUAGCAAAAGUACAUGCAUUCACACACACAUUCUUACACACAACCACACAGACAGCUAAACUCACACACACAUAGCUGCAGUGAGACUGUUAAUUGUCCAAUUGAGAGCAUUUGUCUGGGUAGAUGGAGGCGGGACAGUGAUAAGACAAAGAUGCACAAGAUGAGGAGAGAGUAAUGGGAUAGUGUGAGGUAGGUCCUUUGACAGAUGACUCAGAAGGUGCACACUAAGGUGAAAGUUGUUCAAAUGGUAGAGCAAAUAUGAAAUUUAGAGAGA
Messenger RNA from Schistocerca serialis cubense, 4504 nucleotides. RefSeq names its product choline transporter-like 1 (gene Ctl1). Gene Ontology annotation, molecular function: transmembrane transporter activity. The record is from RefSeq and is a predicted model, not a curated record. The transcript is spliced from 15 exons. Gene Ontology annotation, cellular component: membrane. Gene Ontology annotation, biological process: transmembrane transport. NCBI's taxonomy places the organism in Eukaryota, Metazoa, Arthropoda, Insecta, Orthoptera, Acrididae. Bases 165 to 2201 code for a protein of 678 amino acids.